Habropoda laboriosa is the source of this 762-nucleotide messenger RNA. RefSeq names its product transmembrane protein 45B-like. The record is from RefSeq and is a predicted model, not a curated record. Bases 1 to 762 code for a protein of 253 amino acids. The transcript has a single exon. Lineage: Eukaryota; Metazoa; Arthropoda; Insecta; Hymenoptera; Apidae.
AUGGAUAGCUCUCUGCCUUGUAUUCUCACUGGAUUCAUAUUCUAUGCCUUCGGUUUAAAGUGGUGUUACGAAUAUGCUAAAUAUUGGAUAUCUCUGAGAGCUAGAGAUGAUUCCAAUUCUACCAAAGGUUUAAGAUUUAUGGAAAAAUGUGAGAGACUUAUAAACAGACACCCUAUCGAAGGAAGCUUGAAACUGAUAGCAACAGCUAUAGGGUUAGCUGGAACAAUAACUGGUGGUUUACAGCAAGUUGGAACUGUCUCUCCCAAAGUUGUACUUGCUACAAUCUAUCUGUUUUUUGCAUUCUCCGGUCUUGUUGAUGUAUUGAACUUUUACUUUCCUCACAAUGUAAGCGAAGGUUUGGUAAAAUUGGCACUUGCCCAAAGCUUCUUCAUAGAAGGGUUUUUGUUCCUAUGGGGAAGUGUUGGGAGCAAUGCGAUAGUUGAUAAAAUUUUGGCCCUGAUAGUAUGGACAACAGCUAUAUCUAUUAUUUUGGAACUUGUGUGGCCUGAGUUGAAACUUCUAAGAGCUUGUACAACGUUAAUCCAUGGUAGUUGGGUAGCACACAUGGUACGUGUGUAUAAUACAGUGCCAAUGUUAGGAGAGGGUAUUGCUCUGGUGUUUACUUGGCAUGUAGCUGCUGCUUCAGCUGUGACAUUGUCUGUAGUAUCGGCAACAAGAAGCUGUGCCCCCAAGCUAAUAAUGGAAGAACCACCAGAGAUACCCAUUUAUGAUUACUGCCAAGAACCAAAUCAGAGAAUGUAA